GAGUGCAGCACGAGCAGGAAGCUGGUGCCAGCUCUGGGGUCUCUGGGGUCCCGGCAGAAGCACAGCCUCCCCGACUUGCAGUAUGAUUAUGGCGCCCUGGAGCCCUACAUCAAUGCCCAGAUCAUGCAGCUGCACCACAGCAAGCACCACGCGGCCUAUGUGAACAACCUGAACGUCACCAAGAAGUACAAGGAGGCGCUGGCCAAGGGGGACGUGACAGCUCAGACUGCUUUGCAGCCUGCACUGAAGUUCAAUGGUGGAGGCCAUAUCAAUCAUACCAUUUUCUGGACAAACCUGAGCCCCAAUGGCGGGGGAGAACCCAAAGGGCAAUUGCGGGACGCCAACUUUGGUUCCUUCGACAAAUUUAAACAGAAGUUGACCGCUGUAUCGGCUGGUGUCCAAGGCUUGGGUUGGGGUUGGCUUGGUUUCAAUAAGGACCAGGGACGCCUCCAGAUUGUUGCCUGUCCUAACCAGGAUCCCCUGCAGGGAACAACAGGUCUUAUUCCCCUGCUGGGGAUUGACGUGUGGGAGCACGCUUAUUACCUUCAGUAUAAAAACGUCAGGCCUGAUUAUCUGAAAGCCAUUUGGAAUGUGAUCAACUGGGAGAAUGUAUCUGAGAGAUACAUGGCUUGCAAAAAGUAAAACAU
Messenger RNA from Equus quagga, 647 nucleotides. RefSeq names its product superoxide dismutase [Mn], mitochondrial-like. The record is from RefSeq and is a predicted model, not a curated record. The transcript has a single exon. Lineage: Eukaryota; Metazoa; Chordata; Mammalia; Perissodactyla; Equidae. Gene Ontology annotation, biological process: superoxide metabolic process. Gene Ontology annotation, cellular component: mitochondrion. Gene Ontology annotation, molecular function: superoxide dismutase activity; metal ion binding. The coding region runs from base 124 to 642 and encodes 172 amino acids.